Molecule: messenger RNA, 6991 nt
Organism: Rhagoletis pomonella (apple maggot)
Lineage: Eukaryota; Metazoa; Arthropoda; Insecta; Diptera; Tephritidae
Exons: 5
Coding region: 1-5211 (1736 amino acids)
Source: RefSeq, a predicted model, not a curated record
AUGGUUAUUGCUGUUGCAGCGAGUAUUUUUCCAGCGUCUCUUUUGUGGCUGUUGCGGCAGGUGCUGGACUUGGUGUCGUUACAGGCGAUGUUGCACGUUUUGUUAUUUUGUUUGUUAUGCGGCAAUGUGAGCACAUCCAUCAAGAUUCCACCGGGUAACAGUGGCAAUAGCACAGAACAACAACAACAACAACUACGAUAUAAAAGACAGCAGCAACAAAAUAAACAAAGGCUGUGCCUGCAAACUGGUCAGCAUUGUUCUACAAAUUUUUAUUUUGUUCUUUUCCAGCCCGCCGCCAUUGAAGAUCUCCGCAAGUGGACCUCCAGCGAAGCGUUGGGUGACAUGACGGUCACACCCGAUUGUAUGCAUCAUGUUGACACGUCCAUUAGCACCUCGAUGGUGAUCGGCGAUAAUGGGGUAUUGACGCCCGCCCUAUCUCCGUCCGUGUUGUCGGCCGAUGCGGUCGACGCACUCUACGCCAUAAAUGUCAGCCAAAUUGGCGACAAUACGCAACUGCCUAAUGAUAUAAAUAAAGAUGUGCCUUUGAAUCAUCGACUGCCUUCACCCGAGGAACAAUGUAAAAUAAUAGCUUUAAGGGCGACACCAAACAUUAUUUUUCUUUUUCCACACUUUUUUGGUUCGCUUUUCGUUCGUCGAUCGAAAAAAAAAUUAAUUUUCCAAUAUAGUGACUCGACAGCAACAAGCGGUGAGAUUAAAAACUCAUUAAAUGCCGCCGGAAAAAACGUCCCCAUAGGAGCCAACGUCAACGCCGACGCCACUGCAAUUGGUACUGAGGAGGAUGUGCGUCGUAGCGAUAAAUCGAAAAAGUUCGGGCGCAGCAAAUCGAGCGAUAUCUUAAAAAAAGAUGCUGUUGCCUUGCCCUACGAUAAGGGGAAGAGUACAUUGACACGCCUAAAUUCGCUUAAACAAUGGGGCAGAAAUCGCUUCAAAUUUAUGCAACGCGCAGAGACACCAGCCCAAUCGGCCAGCGAUAGUGGCGCCCACGAUGUGUCGGCGAGCAGCAGCAGCAGUAAUUCACAGCAACCGCCUGUCGCCCCCGAGAAAGUGGAGACGAGCGGUGGUAAUAAUGCCGCAGCCAGUCCAGCGAAGGCAAAUCAAUCAACGCGCACCGCCACGGGCGACAUUGAUGAUGAAUGCGUUGUGCAUGAACUGGUGAGCCAGAAGAACGAAGGUCGGUUUUCGCAUGAACGAAAACCGUCAUAUUCGUCGUCGGAGAAGAGCAUGAGUGUUAGCAGCAGUGGGCACCUCAAAGGUAAACUGCAUCUGGCCACCUGUGGUAACGUAAAGCUGCGUGAUACCUCAUCGUUGAAUCGUCAACGGCGACUUGGUAUCACCGGCAAUGGUGCGCUGGCCGGCAAAGAGGAACAACCGCAUUCAUCUAGUGGUAAUUGGAGCGCUAGCUCUGAAUCGGGUAGGGCAUCUAUAGGCAGCGAAAUUACUAUACAACCUAAGUCGAGCGCUUCAAAUACAUCGCUGAAUGUGUCAAGCUUCCAUCCGGGUAGCGGGCCGCCAUCAUCAAUGAUGAGCAGACGUCGUUUCUUGAAUACUUCCGCCUCAAGCAGCGUAACUAGUGAGGGUACUGCCACGCCCGAUUUGCAAGUGGCCGAUGGCUCAUAUCCCAAUCAUCUAGAUGAUGAAACAAGCUCAGCUUAUUCGUGUGACACGGAGGGCUAUUAUACUUCCUUUCACAUGGACAGCGGCUUGCGCACGCUGAAAGAAGAAGAUCCACCCAUGACACCGCUGCAACACAAUCAAAUGCUGCACACAAGCAACUACUCAUUUGGGAGUCAAUCCAACCAGACCGUGUUGACGGCUGAGAACGAAUAUGAACUCUUUGGCAAGGGUUCAACAUCCACCACGACCAGCUCAGCGGGCACUGUUUGCACCACCUUGCUGGUGGGUGGCGAGCAGAGUAGCCUAAAUAGUGUCGGUCCGGAUGUGCCCGAACGCAUCAGCUCAUUGGGUAAGUUGAACAAGAAUAACCACAGCAAUAGCGCCAGCACUAGCACGCUUGAGCGCAGUUACUCCAGCAGCACCAUAGGAAGCACCUUAGAACGCACUGGCACCAUAAAACGCAACGUUAAUGCUGGUCUAAAAUUAAACACCACUGCCGAUGGAGAAAACAUUGAUGGCAUCAAAGGUAACUUCGAAACGCCCGAGUCACAAGAAGAUGAAUUUGAUUUUGAAAAACGCAUACGUCGUCGCUCCGCACAGCCGUUACCGGCGAUGGUCGCUAUGUCUGAGGUGGAAUGCUCCGAAAGCUCCGAUUUGGAGGGCGUGGAACGUAUUGAACGCAUUAAACAGAAGACUGCUAUUAAUGUUAAACGCAUACCGUCCAUGUGUAUCAUAACGCCCACCACUAGCGAUGACGAGAACCAAAGUAAAGAUGGCGGCGACGCUGAUGACGCUUACGACCCAGACCGAACUUUAACGCCACAAAGCUCGCCAUGUUCGAAAGCACGGGCGAGAGCAGAAACCACCCUUAAAGUGGAAUUAAACGAAGUUGCUGGCUAUUGCACUGUUGAUGUCGACAAUGCAGCGCGCAAAGUGGUAGAAGCGCCACUCACCCCCACAAAGGGUGAUAAAGACCAUAACCUGAAUGUGCUGAAGCGAAAUUCGAAUUAUGCAUUUAAUAUGUUCGAAAAACUGAAAGUCGUAUUGCCGAGUAUUAAGCGUUCGCCCAGUAAAAGCUCACAGCCAGAGUGCGUGGUUGACGAUGACGAACUAUACGACACUGCCGGUGAAUAUGUGACCAUAGCAGACAUUAGCAACAACAAUCGGCACAAUCAACUGCCAACGGCGAAAGCCGUAGGUGCUAGCUCCCUUGGAAUCUACUAUUCCAAUGACAUAGUUCGUCGCAAGUUCUACGAUGCAUCUGCUUGCGCCGCCGACGCAACUACGAAAGCCAACGAGCCAGCUGCAGCGACUGCGGCGGCCAGAAGGCGCGACACCGAGUACGUUUCAUUGAAUGAACUACCCCAGCAUUUGCGUAAAGUUGGUAGCAGCGCUUACAGCAGCAGUGCAGCGUUGAGUGCAACAGUCAACAAUGAAAUUACUGCUAGCGAUAGCAAUGCAGCCACGCUGGGGACGAAUGCGACACAACAACAAACGCAGUGCGCAGAAUCCGCACAACAAAGUUCAUCGGUUGUUGAAUCUGCCGUGCCCAUGUAUGCCGAAAUUAGCGAAGUACGAGAGCAGUCUCUAGUCUCUCCGCUAACGCAACACAAGGGUGCUCGCGUGCGUCUAAAUUCGCAGGGUAAAAUUAUUUACGAAUCGGACAGCCUGAAGCGACGCAAAGGCGCGCACACAACAUUCGCACCUGGACCGUAUGUAAAAGAAACUGAAAGUGCGCUGCCGGAAAUUACAAGUGUCAACGCACAAACGCACACACCGCCAGCACAGCAGGCGCAGCUGCAGUCCCAAUCCCAGUCCCAGCUAGGCAGUGAAAGUGCAAACGCAGCGAAAGCGAAUUCUUCCGUGUCGGCAAAAACAACAGCGGCCAAAUUACUUUUGCUAAAUGGUGGUGUAGCGGCGACCAGAAAAAUCGCCAAUGUGCGUCCCAUUGUUGCAUCAUCACCACUAACGUUAGCCAGACAACAGCAGUCUCAGCAGGCGCAACAUUACACCGGGCAGGCAGCCAAUAACCGUUCGAAUAUGUCAUUGUCGUCUGGCUUGUAUGAAGAGCCUCGCUCCACAUUGGCGUACAGCAGCAAUUAUCAGGACAACAAGAAUCUGCUCGCGAACAAUACAAAUCCAUUUUUCCAAUCGAACAUCAUUACGGCCGCAGCACCGGCGACAGCACUGAUGAUGAUGCCCUCACCAUCCACCAAAUCUACUUCGUCCACGGGCUCCACCAUAUCGUCGAGCGCAUCAACCAACACCAGCAGUGGCACUUCGAGUGCCUCCUCUGCCAAGGAUGAAGGCUAUCAACGUUUAUAUAGAACGAGAGAUCAGCAACAACCACUGCCACAACCACCAGUUGAAUCGGAAGCACAGUCACAGGUGGAGGUUUCACCCUUUCAACGGAAUACGCCCAUCUACUGGACGUUACAGAAUCGUAGGCAACAAAAGCCACCGCCCAGUAGCGUAACCUGUCGCGACGAUCUGUAUGCCACGCCCAUAAAACGUUCAGAACGUUUGGCACGCGCAGCAGCGUCCGCAGGUCAAAGUGGAGUAAAUGUAGCCAGCAAUCUAUCACCGAUCGUGCCACGUAAUCGAAGUGGAUUCCAAACUUCUACGCCUUCGCGAGAAGAUGAAGCUGCACAGGCGAACUUAAAUAAUUCGCCCUGCCGACAGCCACUUAGUCGCAACGCCAAUUGGGCCGAUGAUAACUCACCGGAACGCUACAACACCUGCUCGGAUCGUAUUGGGCAUAGUAAGACAAGCCUGAUGGACUUCAAAAAACUACUGCUAGCCAAAUCGGCCAAAACAAGUCCGGUGCAACGAAAACUCUCCGCAGUUGAGUUGUUGAAAAAGACCAGUCCUGUGAAUGUUACGUCAACUGAGACGGCGCCGGGUAAUAAACCGCUAACUGUCAGCGGCACGCAAGCGCUGAACAGUAGCAUGAAGCUGCUCGACUUAAGCGGUUCGCCUAAAACCUUCGCCAAUCGUCGAAUGCUGCGUCAAGGCCAGUUCGGCUCGCCUUCUAAGAGCUUCGCACCCAAACUGAAGAGCGCCACUGGUAGUGGCAUAGCCAGCACCGUGCAACGCACAAAUAUUAUGUCGACCACUAUUCCGGAAGUCAAUAGCGAGGAAGAUCACUCCAGCACGGCAUCGAGUACGAACAGUUCGAAGGACGGUAAUGAAUUGCAAUCGUCGACGAUGGCGGAUGUGUCAGAAACUGGCAACAGCCGUUCGUAUGAUCUAAAACGCAAUUUCUUCUUGCAAACGGAGGAGAAUAAUUUCAUGCGUGGCGAAAUUAAGUCAGUGUUCGGCAGAAGCAACUCAACGACGACCGUGACAACGCCGCCAACACCGAUAGCAUCCGUGGUCAGUGGUACUGCAUUGCGUGGCAACAAAUUUUCAGGUGCGCAAAUGAUGGUUACCAAUAGUGGUGCCUCGCGCACUAGUACGCUUGCGGAUAGCACACGCCAUUACGCGUCACAAUCGACGACAGCUGGAGGAACUUUGACGGCGGCUGCAACAUCAGCGACCAUAACACCUAUGCCAGCAUUAGAGACGGCACUCUGAGCGCGUAGAUGACGCCCACUAUUGAGGUACUUCUAGGCGAAAUCAUUUCUUACUGCCAGCAUGGAAUGCGAAAUGCACGAGGCAUACAUGGAUAUGCGAAGACACAUUUAAAACGAACGAAAAGCAAUUUCGAAAUCAAUUAGCAAACUUUCAACGUUUAUUUAGCGGCGUUUGAGAGGGUUGUGGAUAGAACAAUGGACGGCGGAAGUAGAUUGUAGUACAUACCAGUGAUGGUACAUACAUAUUUUUUUGAAAAAUUCCCACUCAACAAAAAUAAAAUCCCCAGUUUUUCCUACGCAUUUAAAAAUGUUUAACCACAAAAUUCCCUACAAUUUUUAUCUAAUAAUUCCUUAUAACAUUAAUAGAAGACCGAAAAAAGUUUGACUAUAUAAAACACUGAAGGUUCAAUGUGUAGAAAAGUUAUUUUCAUAUCGAUGCACAGUGUAUCGUGUGGAACAAGCUUGGUGAACAAACUUCCUUCAAGAAUUUUUAUAAAAGGGUCUCUGCGUGGCUUCGGUCUGCCAGUAUUACCUAACGACACAACUUUAGAAAACACUUCAUCCGGGCUCACGUCUCUAAUUUUUGUAGAAUCUACGUCUAAUCCUUACUACUUACAUUAGUAAUCCUUACUUCUUACCUUAGUUAGGAUUACACAUGAAUUAGAGACAUGAGCCCUUAACAGGAUUGACAUACACAAAGAACCACACAUAUGUACACAUCGUUGAAUUACUUCAAUAGUGUUCUUUUAUUUUUUAUUUACUUUAAAGCCGGUUUUCUCGAGUUUCCUUUUUUCGAGUUAUGAUACUAUUGCAGUUAAUGAGCGAUAUGUAAUAAAAAAAAACAACUUAUGAAAUAUCAAAUAGGGUUUGCCAUUAUUUCCGCAUCCGUAAACGCAUACAAAAAAAUUUUAUCUGACAAAUUUCAGAAAAAACUGCCGAAAACAUAUCCGUUUCACAUACUGUUGUCUGUACAUAUGUUUCUGCCGCACACUUUAGUGGGAAAACGGAUCGUCAAAGUAUCCGGAAAUAAAAUCAGUAAACGGACAAAAAUCCGCAGUUCAUCGACUUUUUUGUCAUUUUUCGGAUCGGUUUUCGGAUUUUUUGCUGGCUGGUAUAGCCCGUAGUGUCAUGCUAUGUACUUCAGUCAUUUAAGUGUCUUACAGCUACUCUGCGCUCCUCUUAUAUAAAAUUCUUUCAUUACUUUUUUAUAGAAAUUUUUGUUUGAUCAGAGUAGCUCACUGCAAGACAUUAGGGGUGGCAUCAGUCGUUGCUUGAGCUAGUCUGCUCUUAGGCUAAAGUGCCAGUCCACUUGCUCAAUUCGGUGAAUAUAAUGCACUGGGUAUUGGUGUCAUGCAAUGUUUUUUUUUGUUUUAUAAGUGACCGCUGCAAUACAUUGUCUGUUCUAGACCUUAGAUAGAUUUUGAAGGAGUGAUGGAGUACACCUGCAUGACAUCUGUGGCAUUGUCGACUAUAUGUCGCUAACAAUUUUUAAGGUGCAACAUUAUCAGUAAAAAAAAAAAACUUCAUAAGUGACGGUGUCAGCGCAGACCAUUUUCACUCCUUUGUAGUUUUUACAUGCAUAUGUACAUACAUAUGUAUAUAUUAGAAAAAAUAUGAACAUACAUAAGUACAUCUGCAACUACCCUGCAGUACGGGGGAGCGACUACAGGACUGAUGAAUCGGUAGCUACCUGGUAAACUCGGUCAAUUACCGAUCGACUACUUUUACAAGGCAAUGUCCUAGGCGGUAGUCACCAUCGGCUCUCUCUGCAUUACCGGGAG